AUGUACGCACAUCUUCAUUUGUAUGUAUUUAUUCAGUGCUUCGUAACAUCGUCGGUAUGCUGCAGCGUCAUCAGCUCUUGCGGCUGCGGCAUGGGGUUCCCAGCAGUGCUCCUGCCGCAGCUGCAGGGCCCAGGGUCUAGCAUCCCAAUCACUCAAGACCAGGCCUCAUGGAUAGGUAAGCGCAGAUAUACACGUUGUGAAUUUAGAGACUUCUUUUAUUCGACAAUACAUCUGUUCCUGUAUUUGUUGUUUUUGCUGACAGGGUCUGUAGAAAUGUUGCCGAUGUUUUUGGGCAACUUCGUCGUGCCGGCGGCGAUGGCGCGCGCGGGACGGCGCGCGGCUCACCUCGCCGUCAUCAUAGUCACACUGAUCAGCUGGGCUAUAUUCAUCCUUGCUACUAGUUAUGAGGCGAUGUUGGUUGCAAGGAUCCUCCAAGGUGCCGUAAGCGGCAUGAUGAUGCCUCUCCGCUCUGUACUGGUCAGCGAGUGCUCCAGCCCGCUCUACCGCGGCGCGUUCCUCACAACUGUCUCGCUCGCACAAAUCAUGGGCAUCAUGCUAGUCCACCUCAUCGGCACAUUACUCAGCUACCAAAUGACUGCACUCGUCUCUAUGUCCUUCUCCAUCAUAGCUUUAAUCAUGACGGUAUGCUCUCCCGAGACGCCCAGCUGGCUCGCGACGAGAGGUCGACACGACGAGUGCAGGAAAAAUUUCAUGUGGUUACGAAGCCAGGAAGAAUUACAAGAGUUAGAAAAUAUGAUACUCGCCACUAAACUGCACGAAUCCAAUGAAAAUCACCAGCUUAAGAUAUUUGCUUUCGCGAAAAGGGAAUUUUAUAAACCCAUUCUGUUAAUGAGCGCAUUGUUUAGCAUGGUGAGUUUUACAAUUGGGACAUUGAUGGUUGUGUAUCCCAUACCUCUUUUGAAUGUUCUGAUGAGUUCUGAUGCCAAUACCUCAGCUUGGAUGGUAGCGUUAGACGUUCAAAGUAUUAUGUCUAGCAUCGUCGCAGUUUACGCUGUUCAUAAAAUCAAAAGAAGAACUUUACUUUUUAUUACCGGGGCCUUAUGUGUCGGCACGCAAACAGCGAUCGCUGCUUACGCCUUCGCUAAAGCAAAAGACUAUCUUCCAUUCGACACUAUCUGGAUACCCGGGACUCUCGUAAGCACGCAAAUGAUAUGCUUAUAUAUAGGUGUCAUCCCACUAGGUCCCGUGAUUGCUGGCGAAGUAUUUCCGUUGCGAUUUAGAAGCUACUCUGAAAGCAUUAGCUUACUGUCGUUGUUUGUGACCGUCUUUGGCGUGCUGAAGACGUUUCCUGAUCUUUGUUCGGCCGUGGGUGUUCAUGGGACGUUAGCGUUGUACUGCAUAGUUAUUGUAGCGUGCAUGGCAGUGGUGGGGAUGCUGCUCCCCGAAACGAGUGGUCGCACACUGCAGCAGAUCGAGGAACAUUUCAGAGAGGGAGGCAGGUUGUUGCCAAACGAAGCUGACAUAAAGGAAAAUGAACCGUUAAAUCGAUCGCAAAGUCCAGUCAAACAAUCCGCCUAAGAUUCAAAAAGUCAAGAAGACUAAUAAUGCGUAAGCGUAAUAAAGUGGUAUUCAACGAAUUUACUUUCUGUACUUUUAGCUGAAUAUACGCCUAAUUAAUAUUAUUCAUGUCAUU
This is a messenger RNA of Cydia fagiglandana, 1654 nucleotides long. Its product is annotated as facilitated trehalose transporter Tret1-like. Lineage: Eukaryota; Metazoa; Arthropoda; Insecta; Lepidoptera; Tortricidae. The record is from RefSeq and is a predicted model, not a curated record. Gene Ontology annotation, biological process: transmembrane transport. Gene Ontology annotation, molecular function: transmembrane transporter activity. The transcript has 4 exons. Gene Ontology annotation, cellular component: membrane. Bases 1 to 1539 code for a protein of 512 amino acids.